CGCGCGGGAGCCGGGCGCGAGCAGGGCGCAGCCGCGAGGGAGGCACGGGGGAGGCCAGUGGGAGCCGGGGCACCAGCAGCAGCCAGUGUCGGUGAAGAGCAGCCAGAGUCACAGUCGCGAUGGCCGUGGCGGUGGGGAGACCGAGUAAUGAAGAGCUGAGAAACUUAUCACUUUCUGGUCAUGUUGGAUUUGACAGCCUGCCCGACCAGCUGGUCAACAAAUCCACUUCUCAAGGAUUCUGUUUCAACAUCCUGUGUGUGGGUGAGACAGGUAUUGGCAAAUCCACAUUGAUGGACACUUUAUUCAACACCAAGUUUGAAAGUGACCCAGCUACUCACAAUGAGCCAGGCGUCCGGUUAAAAGCCAGAAGUUAUGAACUCCAGGAAAGCAAUGUACGGCUGAAGCUAACUAUCGUUGACACAGUGGGAUUUGGAGACCAGAUUAAUAAAGAUGACAGCUAUAAGCCUAUAGUGGAAUACAUUGAUGCCCAGUUUGAGGCCUACUUGCAAGAGGAAUUGAAAAUUAAACGUUCUCUCUUCAACUACCAUGACACAAGGAUUCACGCCUGCCUUUACUUUAUCGCCCCCACGGGACAUUCACUGAAGUCCCUGGACCUGGUCACCAUGAAGAAGCUGGACAGCAAGGUGAACAUCAUCCCGAUCAUCGCUAAAGCCGACACCAUCGCCAAGAAUGAAUUGCACAAAUUCAAGAGUAAGAUCAUGAGUGAACUAGUUAGCAACGGAGUCCAGAUAUAUCAGUUCCCCACAGAUGAGGAGACAGUGGCCGAGAUUAAUGCAACGAUGAGUGUCCAUCUCCCAUUCGCAGUGGUCGGCAGUACUGAAGAGGUCAAGAUAGGCAACAAGAUGGCGAAGGCCAGGCAGUACCCUUGGGGUGUGGUGCAGGUUGAGAACGAAAACCACUGUGAUUUUGUGAAGCUGCGGGAGAUGCUGAUCCGAGUGAACAUGGAGGACCUGCGAGAGCAGACGCACACUCGCCACUAUGAGUUGUAUCGGCGCUGUAAGCUUGAGGAGAUGGGCUUCAAGGACACCGACCCCGACAGCAAGCCCUUCAGUCUUCAGGAGACCUACGAAGCAAAGAGGAACGAGUUCCUGGGAGAGCUGCAGAAGAAAGAGGAGGAGAUGAGACAGAUGUUCGUCAUGAGGGUGAAGGAAAAAGAGGCGGAGCUCAAGGAGGCAGAAAAAGAGCUUCAUGAGAAGUUCGACCUCCUGAAGCGGACUCACCAAGAGGAGAAGAAGAAGGUGGAAGACAAGAAGAAGGAGCUUGAGGAGGAGGUGAGCAACUUCCAGAAGAAGAAGGCAGCGNCUCAGCUCUUGCAAUCCCAGGCCCAGCAGUCUGGGGCCCAGCAAACCAAGAAGGACAAGGAUAAGAAAAACUGAUCAUCUGCCUCUUGAAAGAAAGAAGUGGGCAUCCUACCUUUAAAUUCAGGAACCAUUUUUUUAAUUUGACUCUGUUACCUGCAUCCCUUACAGAAGUUGUUUGGGGAGGGGGUUCUGUUCGUUUUGGGGGCGGGGGAUUCCAACUAGCCACUCCUGCAUUUUGUAUUUGUUAUUCAAACUUUUGGUAUCAAAAACCAUGCCAAUCCUAAGUUCACUUCAAGGGAGAAUUCUGUUUAAUAUGUUCUUAUCUUAGAUGCAAUUUGAAAAUGUCCCUUUUUGUUACUAGAGUUUUGAUCUACUAGUCUUAAUUUUAUGUUUGAAUUGUGCCAGUGUUGGGUAAAUGACUUUUCUGCCUUUGGGGCUCAAUUUAUAUUUAAAGAUAUCUUAAAAUACUGUCUGGCCCAUCCCUGCCUUUGAAUUUGUUGUGAAGCUCUGCUUUACCUCCUGUCCACUUUUUCUUUUCUUUUCCUUUUUAAACCACAAAAACGAACACUAAACUGUACACACCCUUCCCAGGUCACUGCUGUGGUAACAAAGGUUCAAUUCAUAUCUUCUCAGAUGGACUCAGGGCUCUCUCCACAGUGUCAGCAAAAGGCCUGCUAGGAAUCAAAGCAUUUGCAUCAGAAAACUUAGAAUCCACCCACAUCUAGAAACACUUGUGCCAGCUGAGUUAGCUUGUGUUUUCCAAAGCUGCCCGCAUCUAUGCCGAGUCAGGCUCAUUUAAAUAAUAUUCACCUCUCAGACAAAAGACAACUUCCAGAUCCCUAUUGAUCUAAUCCAACCAUCCAAAUUCCCAUCAGCAAAGAAUGGUUGAAGUUCCCUUCUAAAUUCACUACUUGUCUACAGCAUUGUUUGCAUCUUAAAAUCCUUUCAUCUCCACGGGAGGUUCGAAUUGCAUUUGGCCAGAAGCCUUUGGGGCGGUGCCCUCUGUGAGAAGGGUACAGUGUUUCUGUGGGCCGGUGAAGACACAGUAGUUCUUAUUCUCAGGAAGAGGUCCCUUAGAGCACCUGGAUGAGUUUGUUAGCAAGCAGCUUCUUACUAGAAAGUAUUUCUAAAUGUAAGUAAAGGCAGUUUCACUGGAACUACUAAGCUGCCCAAAUGCCCCUUCACCGUAUGCAAUGGUAGAAACUCAGUGCUGUGACUAAUGGACAGGGCGUGGAUACCAACUCUGAUGCCAGCAUAUAGCGGUGCUAUGUUAAACAUGAGGUCAUGUUGAAACCACUAAGUAUAAUUUACUUCAUUUUUAACUUAAAAUCAUUAAUAUCAAUUUUGUACUAUCAUUUCACUUGUUUCAAAAUGCAUUUUGUUUCAGGUGAUAGUUGAGUAAUGUUUAAAAAUCAGGUCAGGUGGCAGGAUUUUGCCUAAGGAGAGUGUGUAGUUUCCUUGUUCUUCUCUUCAUUCUAAGAUCUAGGUGAGAAGUGAGAGGGUUCCAAGCAAGCUAGCCUCCAUUAGUGACCACAGAGAACCUCGCUGUGGACAUCACUGGCCAAGCACCUUGUGUCCUGUCUCCUAAGACUGACUGCCAUUGACUUGGCAUUUUGUUUCACAUGACUCCUUUUUCAGAUGUUGACAAAGCCGUGGGUCCUCAGGGCCUCCUGUGGAAUUAUGCUGAGGACAAUCACCAGCAAUAAAAAGUGCAUUCAUUGGCUUACCCUCAUCUACACUGUGGGAAAGACUUGAGCCACAGAACCUGUUUUUGCAGGCCUUUUUAUUUUUCCCCCAAACUUAAAAAAAAAAUUAUUGAGUUUCAAAUACUUGCCUAUCCAAGUAUAGUCUAGCUGUCUACUUGAGAGCAGCAUAAUCCAUUAUGAAAGAGAAAUACAUCCUGGAUUAGUAUAUGCUAAGAUGGGUGAUUUACAAAAAGUUAAAAAAACACCGCCCCCUGCCCAAACCAAAGCCCACGUGUCAUUAUGUUUGACCAAACAUCCAAGCAUUUCACCAUCAAUGGUACCUUAUCAUUGACUUUCUUCAUUGUUUUUUUUUUGUUCACCAUUGGAAAUGAUUGCAGGAUGUUUCUGGACAUCUAAGAAAUACACAAUGUGACUGUAUUUAAUGACCUACACAAAACAUGGCAUCCUUCUGCCAUGGAGACCAACAGGGCACUGUCUCUUCAAAGAUCCUUGUGCUUGAAUGCUUCUAGUGAUACCUAGUCCUCAUGACUUUCCACGUCAGUAGCUAGCAAGCAACUGUCAAUACCCACACUAGUGAAAGGGAUGGAUGUAUGGUCAUCUGAGCCUAAGUGCCCAUUCCCUUCCUCUCCAGCCUCACUGGUAACUCUGUAUGCAAUCUGCUGGAUGUCUGCCGAACAUGACAGGAGAUGCAGAAACUCCAUGUCUGCUUCACUGUUGGUGGAGCCUUUCAGUCUGCCUUGGGAACUUAAAAUUGUGGCUCCCAAAUGGAACAGAGGCUAUUACCAUGAGCUUGUCCCUUUCCCACAAAGCACAACUUAAUGUAUGAGAGGAAUUGAGUACAUUCCAUUAAAAGCUGGGCUGCACGCAGUUUCUCUGCAGAGUUGCAGGGACAGCAUUCCCAGCUGUCUGCAUCCACUUUCCCCCUUUCCAGUCCUUUAUUCUGUGCCAUGUGGCCAUGAGCAUUAGGGACACGGGCACACUCUUACUUAUACUUGCCCUCUGUUCCUCCUGGGCACACCAAGUAUAGAACAGAGGGAAGUGGUGCCGUGUCUCUUACUAGGCUAUCGAAGAUCAAUCCGAUUCUGAACACCAAUAGGGCCCCAUUCUCCCACAAGCUUGUCUCAAUGGCUGCUUGCUACUGGUUUUCAUUCUGGAGUGUCCUCUCAAAGCAAGCUGUUCCCACUAAAUGAACAGCAGGUUUGCUGUGCAGAGGAGUUAGCUUUCUUCUGUAGGCGACAUGUAACAGUAGGCUGGAACAGUCUGGCAUUUGAUAGGCUAUGAAGGUUAUACCGAGUCAAGGUAAGAGUUGUUCUUUUUACCCUUAACCCCAAAGCUUCUACAGCAAUAAAACAUUCUUGGUUACCUUGGUGGAAGAGUAAGAGAGCCAGCCCAAGCAGUUAUCCCUGCUCUACUCCUCCAUCGGUAUAUCCAAAAGGCCACAAAACCAAAUCUAACUGGAAUAGAAAAUUUCCAGUCUAAUUCCUUAAUGACGUUUGUGUUACAUCUCUCAUGUCCUAAUGGCUGGUUAAGUCCAACCGACAGCAGCAACAUUCUGGGCUAGGGCCACCUUCACACCCUUUCAGUUCUAUUUUUUUCUAGCCUCCUUUGUGGGACUACAUACAACUCACUCAGCAGGGAUACACACACACACCACAAAAUGGAGUAAAAUUGUAACCACAAAGCACACAGAUUUACCUGUGUAGUAACAGUCAACCCAGACAGCUCAGUUCACCACGAAGCUGAAGAGAUGUUAUUUUUCUUUUCCUGGGAACACCACCAGAAAACCAAAGCACUAUUUAGUAAUGGGCAUAGAAGACCUCAUUAACAUAGUUUAAAAGUUCAAGAAUUUAGGAGCUUUCAGAAGUUGUGAGAUGACUUUGAAGAUUAACAUCAUUCAGAAAACAUCCUUCAUAUGUAUUAUGAUCUGAGGAUAUUUACCCCUCAGGAUGCUGGUGAGAACAUUUGGUACAGUACCUUUCCUUUCCCCUGGAAAGCACACUGAAGAAACAACAUCUUAACCACAGUUUUCUUCUCGAGGCUGGGAUGUUUUAGGGCAGGCAAGCAGUAAAGUGUUAGCCUAUAGGUUCUCAUCAGCUUACCUCAGUGCCAACCAUGGUACCAGGAGCACUCUAACAAAACCUCUUACCUUUCAGUAGGGGAUAUGGACGACUUAGCACCAGUUCCCCUUCCUCUGGUUCUUGUUUACCAAUAACCAACUUGCCCAGCUUUCAGAAGAUGAAGAACUUCUCAUUUCACUUGUGAAUACAUCAUAGUCCUGUUUUUUGUUUGUUUGUUUUGUUUUUGGUAGAUUAUUUACUAAGCCCAUCCUUUGAACUUUCUGGAGAACCCAAGAAUGAUGCAUCUUUUAACCACCAGGAGGCAACAAUUACCCCAAGGAACUAAGUGAACAGCAGGAAUACUCUUCACCAAGGCUCUAGUGUUCAGUGUUUGCUAUUUCUGUCUCAGGCUGGACUUGAAGAGUGGGUUUUGAGGCAUGCCGAGGGCUGAUAUUCACUAGGUUUAGCUGAAAGGACAGCAGCUCUUAAGUAUUAAUUACCACUGACCCAAACCAAGAAUCCCCGUCAGGGUCCCAUGAGAAUACCCCAAACAUACUGUUUUAAAGUUUUUGUUAUUUUUAUUUAUGUAGGUGCCUUGCUUGCAUGUAUGUAUAGGCCUACUGAAGCGAUGGUACUGGGGUUUCUGGAAUUGGAAUCACAGUUGGUUGUGAACCACCAUGUCGGUGCUGGGAUUUGAACCAGCCUCACUCUAGAGGUCUCUGGAUGACCCAGGUUCAACUACUGCCUAGACUUCCUGGGCUAAAGCAGUCAAUUCUUGUCUUAGCCUCUUGAGUAGCUAGGACCAGAGGCAUGCCAGCACCAGUUCACCGUCAGCAUUAAGGAAUCUCAAGACGGAGCAGCUAAAGUCCUGUUGUCUCCCACUUCUGCAGUCUGCAGCAUCUGUAUUAUCUAUUAGAUGUUCAUCUAAGUGAGCAUGUGGGUUUGUGUGUGUGCGGUGUCCCAUUCAUACCGUACACAUUAUGAACACAUUGAACUGUGAACCCAAAGCUCCCAUAAUUUAAUGUCAAGAAAGAUAAUCAGGACAUGUGAUUUCAUAAAAAUACCUAUCUGUGUGAGACCAAUCCUUUGCAUACAAACCCUUUGUUCAUGUCUCUCCCAACCCCCAUCCUUGCACACUUAAUGCUUACGCCAAUUGGAUUUUCAAGGUCAUAGAAAUGAAGUCUUCUACAACUUUCUAGUGUUAGAUAUUGAGCUAAGAAUACUCUUGCUGUUAAACUUAAAAUCAAUGGGCUAAAAAUAAAACUCCUUAUCUGUAAGCUAGAGCCUGCCCUCCCUCAUAAGCAAUCCCAGUUGGUCUCUAGCCCACAAGGAAGAAAAUACUACAAAUGUGAAAUUUGCAGUCAACCCCCUCCACCUAUUUUUACUUUUUUUUUUAAAGAUUCUAUAUGCAUUCUUUUUUGUUUGGUUGUUUUUCAAGUCAGGGUUUCUCUGUGUAGUCCUGGCUGUCCUGGAACUAGAAAUCUGCCUGCCUCUGCCUCCUGAGUGUUAGGAUUAAAGGCGUGAGCCACCACUGCCUGGCUUCAACAUGCAUUCUGAAUAAAAGCCCUAGAACAAGUAGGACUGUAGGAAACAUAUUCCAACAUAAUAAAGGUUAUGUAUGACAAACUCAUGGCCAAUAUCCUAGAUGAAUAAAACCAUUAAUAAGCCCCAUGAAAGUCAGAAAUGGGAGAGGACUGCCCAAGCCCCUCCGUCUUUUACAAUACAGUCAAGAAGCUCGUGCUUAGGCUUCUCGCUGGUUUCCUUAGUUGAAAACAAAGUGUCCAAGAAGUCAGAAACCAUACCUUCUCAUCAGCAGAACAAACCAACAAAAAACUCUUACAGAAACCAAGGUUAAGGA
Molecule: messenger RNA, 6943 nt
Organism: Mus pahari (shrew mouse)
Lineage: Eukaryota; Metazoa; Chordata; Mammalia; Rodentia; Muridae
Gene: Septin11
Product: septin 11
Exons: 10
Coding region: 120-1397 (425 amino acids)
Biological process (GO): cytoskeleton-dependent cytokinesis
Cellular component (GO): septin complex; microtubule cytoskeleton; cell division site
Molecular function (GO): GTP binding; molecular adaptor activity; GTPase activity
Source: RefSeq, a predicted model, not a curated record